This is a messenger RNA of Mya arenaria, 2767 nucleotides long. RefSeq lists its product as uncharacterized. The record is from RefSeq and is a predicted model, not a curated record. Bases 95 to 2497 code for a protein of 800 amino acids. The transcript has a single exon. NCBI's taxonomy places the organism in Eukaryota, Metazoa, Mollusca, Bivalvia, Myida, Myidae.
UGUGCAGAUAUUGUUAUCAGCUUGCAUGGGUAUUUGAACUCGUGAUUUUGCAGAUGGGAUUUUUGGACGUUUUGUAUUAUACUAUAUAAUUACAAUGGACCAUUUUAAUAAACUAAGGGAUAUAGCAUUACCAUUGGAGUAUUGUGGUGUAACUCAUAAGACUACUAACUCGUGCACACAACAGGAAAACGUUUUGCUGGAUUCACUUAACAAAGAAAACAAAAAUAAGUUUAAAAUAUUUUUUGAACAUCUCAACGAUUUGGACGAUAACAAGUUAAAUAAUUUCCUAGAGACUGUUGAUUGUAAAAAUAGAGUGAGUGCAACAGACGUCAAAACUGAAGAAAGUGUGGCCGCGACGGAAACCUUAGUCAACGGUCUUCUGCAGGCGAUUGGAGAAAUUGAUCCGAGGUUUAAAACUUCGUGCAUUUACAGCGGAAGUUUCUACGAUGAUUUAAAAGUAGGUCAAGCUGACGAGUUUGACUUUGUGGCUCGUAUUGAAUCACUAUCACAGGAAGGCAUUUUGGAAGCGAAGCGAUCGGAACGCAAAAAGGGAUUCGUUUAUUUAGUUGUUAAGGACAAACAAACCAUAGAAAGGUUUAAAGAAUUUAUAACUUCACCCGACGAUGACGAAUGUCUACAGCAUGGUGAUAAAGUUCUUAAUGUGAAUCGCUUUCAAGAGCAUUUUAUAGAAUUAGUAUAUUCUGCUAUUCAAACUUUUGAUAUAUCGGAUAAUUUUAUACCAGUUGAUUUUGCCUUCAACACUUUUGUCACAAAAGAGUCUUGGCAACCCUUGCGCCAUGGUCCAUGUGCGACAUUAUAUGUGACCUACAUUUGUGAAACGACGUCUGAAUUGGUAAACAUUGAUAUUGAUAUUGCACCGAGUAUUGCUUACCCGGGAAAUGAUUUCGAACCUCGAGUUUUUGAGAAACUUUCAAAAGGACUGUCGUCAAAUCAGUUCUUAAAUAGUGUCAAGGAUAUAAGCAACAAAACAGAAAUUUUGUUAGUGCCUUUUCAUUUUGAUUACAUUGAACAAACACACGAAAAAGCUUGGCAUUACCAAUACAGUAACACUUGGAGAGUGUCUCAUUCGUCGCUUGAAAAGGCUGUCUUUUCCUUGUUUAAGCCACUUGACACUGAGAAAAAAUUGUUUAGGAUUUUAAAGGUUCUUAAGGAAAUAUAUGUUCAAGGAUCUCUUGAAACUGAGAAUAAAUCGGGUUCAGGCGUUCUUAAACUUCAAGAACCUCCGAGUACAUUUCUUACAGGGUGUACAGUCGAACCAAUAUCGUUGAUAUCAGAUGAAGGCGAAUAUGAUGAAAGUGAAAGUGAUACAGACUCCUAUGAAAGUGACGAAAGCGAAGACAGUCGGUCGAAUGAAGAAACUAUCCAAGGUGCAAGUACUAUGGGUGCAGGUAAUAUGCCAAGGACUCAUGUUAACCUAGCGGAAACUUUGGACAAGCAGCCAGUUGUUUUUAAUUAUGAUAACGAUGAUUCAGAGCAGGUAGAUCCGUCUGACUGUACAUAUAAGCUCCAUAAGCCGGAUGUUCCUGCCAUGAAAAGAAAGAAAGAGCAUGAUACGGACGUUGUGCAGAACAUAGAAGUAGUUUAUGAUCGACGUAAAUAUCUUCUUUCCAAGGAAUCUUCUAUACGAAAAACAGUUUCAUCUGCAAUUACAAGUGAAAUGGCGACGGUUCACAAACCAUCGAGUUCUUUACAAACGUCGGAAAUGGUGACUGUUAACGAACACUAUCGUACAAUACAAACAUCCGAAACGGUAAGUUUUAAUGAACCAUUGCGUGCUCUAGAAAAAACGGAAAUGGUGACCGUUGGUGAACCAUCAGGAAAGAAAGAGCAUGAUGAUCGGCGUAAACAUCUACUUUUCGAAGAAUCUUCUAUACGAGAAACAUGUUCAUCUGCAUUUUCAAGUGAAAUGGUGGCGGUUGAUACAGACGUUGUGCAGAACAUAGAAGUAGUUUAUGAUCGGCGUAAAUAUCUACUUUCCAAAGAAUCUUCUAUACGAAAAACAGUUUCAUCUGCAAUUACAAGUGAAAUGGCGACGGUUCACAAACCAUCGAGCUCUAUACAAACAUCGAAAAUGGUUACUGUUAAUAAGCCAUCUAGUACUUUACAAUCAUCGGAUAUUGUGGCUCCUGAUGAACAACCAAGUACUUUACAAAUGUCAGGAGUUACAAGUGACGCCUCUGUCAUAAACUAUCGUGAUUCUAAGCCUUUGAUUAAGACUUACUUUAUCAAAAUGCUAUUUUUAGCGAUGAAAACAGCCUUCCCAGAAGACAGAAGCUGGGAACCAGAUCAGUUGUCUUCAUUGCUGAAGACGGCUUUAAGUAUGGUUUACUACGCUUAUUGUUCAGAAGAAAAGGGAAUUUUGAACUUUUGGUUUCAGGAGCUAAUCGAAAAUCGAACAAGAGAUUCUACGCGUGUAGAAAUAUUAUACUGUUUAGAAAAAGUAGUACGCAGCUUAAGUGACAACAUUCAAGAUUGAUACUUAUGUUCAAUGAACCUGAUCGAUUGUCUAUAGAUAUGUUUAAUUUGUGAGCGUGAUUAAGCAUAUGUUAAUUUCUGACCAAUCAAAUGUGACGUUUACUGAGAUACUCGGAUGGCCAUACACUGGCAGACUUGCUAUGUAUAGACAGAAACUAUACUCAACGGAAAAAAGCGAAUAUUUUCAAUUCAGCAUACUGGUCGAGUUUUAAGCGCAAAUUGUAUGAAUAUUUGAAUAUCUACUAGCUUACAGAUUACACAUUUUAAGUUG